Molecule: messenger RNA, 1650 nt
Organism: Cladophialophora bantiana CBS 173.52
Lineage: Eukaryota; Fungi; Ascomycota; Eurotiomycetes; Chaetothyriales; Herpotrichiellaceae
Exons: 8
Coding region: 1-1650 (549 amino acids)
Biological process (GO): carbohydrate transport; transmembrane transport
Cellular component (GO): membrane
Molecular function (GO): carbohydrate:proton symporter activity
Source: RefSeq, a predicted model, not a curated record
AUGACUCAAUACGAUGUGAAGGGAACUACCACUUCCACCGAGGGCACCAACCAUGAAGAAUUUGCAGACCUCACAAAUCAAGUGCUUCACACCGAUCUUGUCUACGACAAGGAAGGCAUUGGAGGAAUCCUGCGGUCACCAUUUGUUUUCGGUGCUGCCUUGCUGGCUUCUUUUGGCGGGUUUUCAUUCGGAUAUGAUCAAGGUGUUAUCUCAUUGAUCCUGGUGAUGCCUCAAUUCCAUGAACAAUUCCCAAAGAUUGCGCCCGAUGGCCCCCACUAUGGUUUCAAUGUGGGUGUCAUGACAGGUCUUCUCGAACUCGGUGCCUUCAUCGGAUGCCUUUGUCUACCUUCUCUGGCGGAUCAUCUGUCACGAAAAUGGGGCUUGACGGUUGCAACAUCUUUCUUCUGCAUCGGUGCCAUCAUCCAAACUGCCUCUCACAACUACAACACGCUGGUCGCAGGCCGCUUCGUUGGCGGCAUUGGCGUUGGUACUCUAGCUAUGGGUGCACCUCUCUACAUCUCUGAAAUUGCACCGCCGAAUAUCAGAGGGUCUCUGCUGGUGCUUGAAGCCAUCAGUAUCGUGAUAGGAGCCAUUAUCGCCUAUUGGAUAACCUAUGCAACCAGACACAUUACUAGUGACUGGUCUUUCAGGCUGCCAUUCCUCUUGCAGAUGGCGCCGGCUGUCGCGGUUGGGCUGGGCAUCCAUUUCUUCCCAUUUUCUCCCCGCUGGCUUGCCAUGAGAGGUCGCCAUGGGGACAGCUUGAAAGCAUUGGCGAAGUUACGAAGACUUCCACAGGACGACAACCGCGUCCAAACAGAAUGGAAAGGAAUCCUGGUGGACGUUCGCUUCCAAGAGGAGAUGCUCAAACGAGAACACCCCAAUACAGGCCCAUUUAUGCUCGAGAUCAAACAAUGGAUCCAGCUCUUCAAGCCCAAGUACAUCAGGCGAACCUUGGUUGCAAUCGGCAUACCAUUCUUCCAACAAUUUUCAGGUAUCAACGCGUUCGUGUAUUAUGCCCCGACCUUUUUCGCUGCGCUUGGACAAAGUUACGAGAUGACUCUCAUCCUUUCAGGAAUGGUUAAUAUCUGCCAGCUUGUCGCAGGGAUCCCGACAUUCCUCUUCCUCGACAAAAUAGGAAGACGAAAGCUAGCCAUCUUUGGUGGCUUGGCUAUGGCCGUACCACACAUUAUCAUGGCCGGCGUAGUUGGUAAAUUCAGUCACAGCUGGUCAACUCACAAAGGUGUUGGUUGGUUUGGAGUAGCUCUGAUAUACACGUAUGUCUUGACGUACGCGGCGUCGUACGGGCCACUUGCCUGGACCCUGCCAGCAGAGUGUUUCUCGACAGCAAGGAGAAGCAAAGGCGUUGGCAUCGCGACUGCCACUAUCUGGAUAGCAAACUUCAUCAUUGGCGUGGCUGUCCCACAGAUGGUCAUCUCGAUCGGCUGGGGUACCUAUCUCUUUUUCGGCUGUUUUUGCAUUGGAGCCAGCGUCUUUUCGUUCUUCUUGGUCCCUGAAACUAGUAAGAAAUCGCUAGAGCAGAUCGCGGAGGUUUUUGGAGACAAGUCCAUCUGCGAGCAGGCUGAGUUGAUGGUGCACGUGGCGGAAGAGCUCUUUGGAAGGACGAUAUCCAUUGAAGAGCUGAAAGUGUGA